AUGCAAGCCUUGAUUCCAGGCUUUGAACGGAACUGUUUCCGGGACGGAGCCGGCGCGAGGGCGGCUGACACGCAGGUUUCGGAAACACUGAAGAGAUUUGCAGUGAAAGUGACCACAUCCAGUGUGAAGGAACGUAGAGAAAUCCUCAGUGAACUUGGAAGAUGCAUUACUGGGAAAGAUCUGCCAGAAGGUGCAGUGAAGGGUCUCUGUAAGCUUUUCUGCCUGACUCUACAUCGAUACAGAGAUGCUGCAUCGCACAGAGCCCUUCAAGCAGCCCUUCGGCAGCUUGCUGAAUGCCAGCCAGAAGCAACCGCAAAGAAUCUUUUGCACUCCCUGCAGUCUUCAGGAAUCAGCAGCAAGUCUGGGGGGUCCAGCAAGAGCAGUGGAUCUGCAGCUUCGCUAGCUCUCUCAUGGACCUGUCUGCUUGUUCGCAUUGUCUUCCCGACACAUGACAAGAGGCAAGGAGAAACGUGGGAGAAGCUAGUGGAAGUUCAGUGUUUCCUUCUGCUGGAGAUCCUAGGUGGCUCCCGCAAGGCUGUGGUGAACGGGGCUGUGAAGAAACUGAACAGACUGUGGAAAGAGAAUCCUGGGCUGGUGGAUCAGUAUCUCUCCAUCAUUCUUCAUUUGGAAGCCAACCAGGGAUAUGCAGUUAUGCUGGGCCUGCUUGUGCAGUUCUGCACCAGUCAGAAAGAUCUCAGCACCAUCAACAAACACAAGGGUGCCCUCCUUGACUUCUACAUGAAGACCAUCCUGAUGAGCAAGACCAAGCCUCACAAACACGUGCUGGACAAUUGUGCGCCUCUGCUCCGGUAUGUGUCUCAUUCUGAAUUCAAGGACCUCAUGUUGCCAGCUUUGCAGAAAUCUCUCUUGCGGAGCCCGGAGAACGCCAUUGAAACAAUUUCUUGUUUAUUGGCCUCGGUCACCCUCGACCUCAGUCAGUACGCUCUGGACAUCGUGAAAGGGCUAGCCAGCCAGCUGAAAUCCAACAGUUCUCACCUGAUGGACAAGGCUGUAGUUGCGCUAAAGAACCUGGCGCUGCAGUGCAGUGACCCAUCCACGGUGGAGUCUUUUGGGAAGCACCUCUUCGCCAUUUUGGGAGGUGCGGAGGGAAAGCUGACCGUCGUGGCUCAAAAAAUCAGUGUCCUCUCAGGGAUUGGUAGUUGCAGUCAUCAUGCAGUUUCGGGGGCAUCCAAUCAAGUUCUCAGCGGAACCAUGGUUGAGCUUUUCAUCCCUUUCCUUCAGCAGGAAGUCCAUGAAGGCACUCUGGUGCACGCCAUUUCCAUCCUUGCUCUCUGGUGCAGUCGGUUCAUCACUGAAGUUCCCAGAAAGCUGGUUGAAUGGUUCAAGAAGGCAUUCAGCCUUAAAGCCUGCACUUCUGCUGUCAGGCAUGCGUAUCUCCAGUGUAUGCUGGCGUCCUUCAAAGGCAAUGUCCUCUUGCAGGGAAUAGAGAUGCUGCCACUGCUGGUCCAGACAGUGGAGAAAGCAGGAGCUCAGAGCACUCAGAUUCCCCUGGUAACUGAAGGUGUUGCUGCAGCUUUGCUAAUCUGUAGACUUUCGGUAGCCGAUGUGCAAAUAGAAAACAAAUUGAACAGCUUCUGGCAGCUCAUUUUGGAUGAGAAAAAACAGAUCUUCACUUCUGAGAAGUUCCUCCAAUCCGCUUCAGAGGAGGUGAUGUGCACAGUUCUACAGCUGACCGAGCGCCUUCUCUUAGACCACGAAUGUCGGUUACCCGGAGCUAAAAUCCAGCAGUAUUACAAAGCCUUGACCGCCGUCCUCCUCAGCCGGUCCUGGGGCGUCCGGAGGCUCGCCCAGCAGACUGUGAGAAAGCUCUUAUCUUUACCAAGAGGAUUCAAGUUAGCUUAUGGGCUUUUAGAAGAGCUAAAAGCGGUUCUCGCUUUACAUAAGGUGCUUCCCCUCGAGGCCUUGGUAACUGAGUCUGGAGAGCUGUCCGAACAGGGCAAGACAUACAUCCCUCCACGUAUCCUCCAGGAAGCCUUGUGUGUGAUCUCGUGUGGGCCAGGGAUGGAAGGAGAACCGGAGGAGAAAGAAAAGUUAGUCUUGGAAAUGCUGCUUGUGAGCAGUCAUCCUUCUUUGGUAGCAGGACAGCCUGGCCUUUGGCCUGCCCUCCUGAUCAAGAUGAAGCUGGACCCUGUUGACUUCAUUACCAAACACCUGGAAAAAAUCUUCAACCGCAUCAUCACCCAGAGCCCAAUGAAUCAGUCGUCCCUGAACGCAGUCGGCUUGCUCUCUGUCCUGUUGCCUGCUAAAGUCCUCCCUCAGCUGAUCAGCACCAUUUCUGCCUCCCUGGAAAACCCAGCCCUGUGUCUUGUGACUCAGGAAGAAUUUGCAAUCAUGAAGAUGCCGGAAGGGGAACUCUAUGACAAGUCCAUCUUGCACAGUGCUCAGCAGGAUAGCCUGAAAAAGGCCAACAUGAAGAGAGAGAACAAGGCAUAUUCUUUCAAGGAGCAGAUCAUCGAGCUGGAGCUGAAGGAGGAGAUUAAGAAGAAGAAAGGAAUCAAGGAAGAGAUUCAACUCACUAGUAAACAAAAGGAGAUGUUGACUGCACAACUGGAGAAAGAAUCUCAGAUGAGAAAACAACUGAAAGAGCUGGACAGUGAAUUGGAAUCCACGCUGGGCCUUUUUGACGCUGUUCUGAUGAGGAACCCUCCCAGCCUCUCCCAGUACAUCCCUGCACUUGUCAGCUCCUUUCUACCUCUGCUCAGAUCCCCCUUGGCUGCUCCAAGGAUUAAGGCCCCAUUCCUUUCUUUGGCGUCGUGCGUGAUGCCCGAUCGCUUGAAGACCUUUGGGACUGUAGCGAGUCACGUGACUUUGCGGAUGAUGAAACCGGAAUGCGAUUUGGAUGAAUCCUGGUGCCAGGAAGACUUGCCCACAGCUGUGAACAGAGUUAUUAGUUUGCUACACACACAUACCGUGCCUGCCCGGAUAACCAAGGGAGAGGAGGGUCCUGUACCAUUAUCAGCCCCAGCAUUUUCCUUAGUCUUUCCUCUUCUGAAGAUGGUGCUGCUGGAGACACCGAAUGACAGUGAAGAGAAGGAAGAGCUGAUGGUGAAGGUUUUGCAGAUCAUCACUGUUCAUGCUCAACUGAGGUCAUCUACCAGUAAUGGGAAUUGGCUGGUGGAUGAGAACGGUCCCGAGUUACUUCCUCGUACAGACAUGCUGCUGCUUCUGACUAAAGUUAUUGGGACAGGAUCUCCACGUGUACAGGUUUUGGGUUCGGUUGCGCUGACAGCCUUGUGUGCCAGUAGCAGUGGAGAGAAUGGUUGUGCCUAUGCAGAACAAGAGGAAAUUGAUGUGUUACUUCAGGCUCUUCAGUCACCGUGCAUGAACGUUCGAGAUGCAGCUCUCCGGGGUUUGACGGAACUGCAAAUGGUGUUGCCCACUCCAGACAGUGAUGAGAAGAACGGGAUGAACCUUUUGCGCCGCCUCUGGGUGGUGAAGUUUGACAGGGAAGAAGAAAUCCGCACAUUGGCAGAGAGGCUGUGGGCAUCGAUGGGUUUAGAAUUGCAACCAGAUAUCUGCUCGAUCCUCAUCAAAGAUGUCAUCCACCAUGAGGAAGCUGUGCGCCAGGCUGGGGCAGAAGCCCUUUCCAAGGGGGUUGAACAGUAUCGAAGCCAGACAAGGGAUGUCAUGGCCAAACUGAUGGAGAUUUAUCAGGAGAAACUCUAUAGGCCCCCACCAGUUUUGGAUGCUCUGGGACGUGUGAUAUUGGAAUCUCCACCUGACCAGUGGGAAGCCAGGUGUGGCAUAGCUUUGGCCCUGAAUAAACUUUCUCAGCACCUGGAAAGCUCGCAGGUGAAGCCUCUUUUCCAGUUCUUUGUACCAGAUGCCCUCAACGAUCGUCACCCUGAAGUCCGAAAGUGUAUGCUGGGUGCUGCCCUCUCAGCCCUCAAUACCCAUGGCAAGGAGAGCGUCAACUCCUUGCUGCCGGUGUUUGAGGAGUUCCUGAAGAAUGCUCCCAACGAUGCUAGCUAUGACGCUGUCCGACAGAGUGUAGUCAUUCUCAUGGGGUCACUGGCCAAGCAUUUGGACAAAAGCGAUCCGAAAGUAAAACCAAUUGUGGCCAAACUGAUAGCAGCACUUUCUACUCCAUCCCAACAGGUUCAGGAAUCCGUGGCCAGCUGCUUGCCGCCUCUCGUGCCUGCCAUUAAAGAAGAUGCUGGCGGGAUGAUCCAGAAGCUGCUGCAGCUUUUGCUGGAGUCCGACAAGUACGCCGAGCGAAAAGGAGCUGCUUAUGGGCUGGCCGGCCUAGUGAAGGGGCUGGGAAUCCUCUCGCUUAAGCAGCAGGAAAUGAUGGCCAAGCUGACCGAUGCAAUCCAGGACAAGAAGAACUUCCGGCGGCGGGAAGGAGCUUUAUUCGCCUUUGAAAUGCUCUGCACUAUGCUGGGGAAGCUGUUUGAGCCAUAUGUGGUUCACGUUCUGCCCCACUUGCUACUCUGCUUCGGAGAUGGGAAUCAGUAUGUCCGGGAGGCUGCAGAUGAUUGUGCCAAGGCUGUGAUGAGCAAUUUAAGUGCCCAUGGAGUCAAGCUGGUGUUGCCAUCUCUGUUAGCUGCUCUUGAGGAAGAUUCAUGGAGAACCAAAGCUGGGUCAGUGGAAUUGCUGGGAGCCAUGGCUUACUGUGCUCCCAAGCAGCUCUCUUCCUGCUUGCCAAACAUUGUGCCGAAGCUUACGGAGGUGCUGACGGAUUCUCACGUGAAGGUUCAGAAGGCUGGACAACAGGCGUUGCGGCAGAUUGGCUCAGUGAUCAGGAAUCCUGAGAUUUUGGCCAUUGCACCUGUGCUGUUGGACGCGUUGACCGAUCCAUCCAGAAAGACUCAGAAGUGCCUGCAAACCUUGCUGGACACCAAAUUUGUCCACUUCAUUGAUGCACCUUCCUUGGCCCUCAUCAUGCCGAUUGUCCAGAGGGCUUUUCAGGAUCGUUCCACAGACACCCGGAAAAUGGCCGCCCAGAUCAUUGGGAAUAUGUAUUCCCUGACGGAUCAGAAGGAUCUGGCUCCUUACUUGCCUAGUGUCACACCUGGAUUGAAAACUUCUCUUCUGGACCCCGUGCCUGAGGUGCGCACGGUAUCUGCAAAGGCACUGGGAGCCAUGGUGAAAGGCAUGGGCGAAUCUUGCUUUGAAGACUUACUGCCGUGGUUGAUGGAAACCUUGACCUACGAGCAAAGCUCGGUAGAUCGGUCAGGUGCUGCACAAGGUUUGGCUGAGGUUAUGGCCGGUUUGGGAGUAGAGAAGCUGGAGAAACUGAUGCCGGAAAUUGUGGCUACAGCAAGCAAAGUGGACAUUGCUCCCCACGUUCGGGAUGGUUACAUUAUGAUGUUCAAUUACCUGCCUAUUACCUUUGGUGAAAAGUUUACCCCUUACGUUGGGCCUAUCAUACCUUGCAUCCUUAAGGCAUUGGCAGACGAGAAUGAAUUUGUGCGGGACACAGCUCUCCGGGCAGGACAGAGGAUUAUAAGCAUGUAUGCAGAGACUGCCAUUGCAUUGCUCCUGCCUCAGCUGGAACAAGGUCUCUUUGAUGACCUUUGGAGAAUCAGGUAUAGCUCAGUUCAGCUGCUGGGAGAUCUCCUUUUCCAUAUUUCAGGAGUUUCUGGAAAAAUGACAACCGAGACAGCCUCAGAGGAUGAUAACUUUGGAACAGCCCAGUCGAACAAAGCAAUCAUCAACGCGCUCGGCGUGGAGCGACGGAACAGAGUACUGGCUGGGCUUUACAUGGGCCGCUCGGAUACCCAGCUAGCUGUUCGGCAGGCGUCCUUGCAUGUUUGGAAAAUUGUGGUUUCCAACACUCCUCGCACGCUCCGCGAGAUUUUGCCAACCCUUUUUGGCCUCCUGUUGGGAUUCUUGGCCAGUACUUGUGCAGACAAGAGAACAAUCGCAGCACGGACUCUGGGGGAUCUUGUCCGAAAGCUGGGGGAGAAGAUUCUUCCAGAGAUCAUCCCCAUUUUGGAAGAGGGCCUCAGGUCUGAAAAAAGUGACAAGAGACAGGGUGUUUGUAUUGGUCUAAGUGAAAUCAUGAAGUCCACCAGCCGGGAUGCAGUGCUGUGUUUCUCUGAGUCUCUUGUUCCCACCGUGAGGAAGGCACUGUGUGACCCUCUGGAAGAGGUCCGAGAAGCAGCAGCCAAAACAUUUGAACAGCUGCACUCGACAAUUGGAUACCAGGCCCUUGAAGACAUCCUGCCUUUCCUGCUAAAGCAGCUGGAAUGUGAAGAAACAUCAGAGUUUGCCCUGGAUGGUCUAAAGCAAGUUAUGGCUGUGAAGAGUCGAGUUGUGUUGCCAUAUUUGGUGCCAAAGCUUAUUUCUCCUCCUGUCAAUACCAGAGUCCUGGCCUUCCUGUCAUCUGUAGCUGGUGAUGCUCUUACCCGGCACUUGGGUGUAAUUCUGCCUGCCAUGAUGUCAGCCCUCAAGGAGAAGCUUGGGACAAAUGAUGAGCAGCAGGAGAUGCUCAACUGCCAGGCAGUUAUUCUGUCGGUAGAAGACGAGGCCGGUCAGAGGAUGAUCAUUGAGGAUCUCUUGGACACGACUCGCAGUGCCGAAGUAGGAAUGCGUCAGGCUGCGGCUGUCAUUCUCAACAUCUACUGUUCCAAGACAAAGGCAGACUACACAGCCCAUCUGCGCAACCUGGUCUCGGGCCUGAUCCGCCUCUUUAAUGACACCAAUUCCGUGGUUCUGAAUGAAAGCUGGGAUGCUCUCAAUGCCAUCAGCAAGAAAUUAGAUGCUGGCAGCCAGCUGGCCCUCAUUGAAGAUCUCCACAGGGAUAUUCGUAUUGUUGGCAACGAUGCUACCGGAGAACACGUACCUGGAUUCUGCAUUCCCAAGAAGGGCGUGACCUCCAUCCUGCCUGUGCUGCGGGAGGGGGUUCUGACAGGCAAUUCAGACCAGAAGGAAGAGGCAGCCAAGGCCCUGGGACUGGUCAUUAAGUUGACCUCUGCCGAAGCUCUGAAACCAUCUGUUGUAAGCAUUACUGGGCCCCUGAUCCGGAUUUUGGGAGACCGGUUCAGUUGGAAUGUCAAGGUGGCUUUGCUGGAAACCUUGAGUCUUCUCUUGGCCAAGGUGGGUAUCGCUCUGAAGCCAUUCCUGCCUCAACUGCAAACCACCUUCACAAAAGCGCUACAAGAUCCCAACCGGGUGGUCCGCUUAAAAGCUGCUGACGCUCUGGGGAAGUUGAUUGCUAUUCACGCCAAGGUCGAUCCUCUCUUUACUGAAUUAUUGAAUGGCAUUCGUACCAGCGAAGAUUCUGGCAUCAGGGACACGAUGCUGCAGGCUUUGCGGUUUGUAACUCAGGGGGCUGGAGCGAAAGUGGACGCCACUGUUCGGAAGAAUAUCACCACCGUGCUUCUCAGCAUGCUGGGACAUGAAGAGGAUGCGACUCGCAUGGCCUCGGCGGGUUGCUUGGCAGAAAUGUGUGCAUUUUUGACAGAUGAGGAACUCGGCAGCGUCCUCCAGAAUCAUCUUCUAGCGGAUGUCUCUGGCAUAGACUGGAUGGUGAGACACGGACGCAGCCUGGCCCUCUCAGUCGCUGUUAACACGGCUGCCAGCAGACUAUGUGCCCCUAAGUAUUCUAACAGUGUCCAUGAGAUGAUCUUUAACAACACGAUCGCUGACCGAAUCCCCAUCGCUAUCAGCGGCAUCCGAGGAAUGGGCUUCCUUCUGAAAUAUCACAUAGAAGCCAAUGAAGGGAGCCUGCCCCCGAAGCUCUCCAACCUCUUCAUCAAGUGUCUUCAGAAUCCAUCCAGUGACAUAAAAUUAAUUGCAGAGAAGAUGAUUUGGUGGGCCAACAAAGCCCCUCUUCCUCCCUUGGACCCUCCCGUCGCCAAGCCCAUCCUCAAGGCGCUUCUGGACAAUACGAAAGACAAGAACACCAGCGUGAGGGCUUACAGCGACCAGGCCAUCGUUAACCUCCUGAAGAUGCGAGACGGCGAGGAGAUGGUUCAGUCCACCUCCAAGAUCCUGGAUGCUGCUAGUUUGGAGCUGCUGAAUGAGAGCUGCCGGCGAUCACUGAAGAAGCUCGCUAACCAAGCUGACUCGGUCGAACAAAUUGACGACACCAUCCUGACAUGAGUCUGGAGAGGCAGGAGGAGAGUUGGCCCUUUGACCCUCACUGCAUCAGCAUUGCAGGUCAAAGCCAAUGAAAAUGUUUUCAUUUUUGAAAAUGCUAAUUCUGACAGGAGCUGAUUUAAAAAGAAGGGGGGGGGGAAAUAUUUUAAUAAAGAAAUAUACCAGAAUAGCCUUAAUUAUUCUGCUAGUUUAAAAAAAACAAUUUGGCCUGCCCUUUUUUUUUUUUUGGAAUACACUGUAAGCUAUUGAUUGGUAGUGAGUUAGUGGUGAAUUCACACAUCCCUCAGACUCUGUGUUGAAGGAGAAGUUUCCACUUGGGUUAAGUGGGAAUUAAAAUUUUGUCGAAAGCGGUUUGUUCUAAUAUACUGUUGGUUUGAUGUAGCUCUGAAAGCUGGUCAUUCUGCAGGUCAAACUAUUUAAGGAGCCUCAGAAAUUAAGAGGCACAAGGGGGAUGAAAAACAGCUGUUUGAAUGGCAAUUUAAUA
Molecule: messenger RNA, 8554 nt
Organism: Python bivittatus (Burmese python)
Lineage: Eukaryota; Metazoa; Chordata; Lepidosauria; Squamata; Pythonidae
Gene: GCN1
Product: GCN1 activator of EIF2AK4
Biological process (GO): regulation of translation; cellular response to amino acid starvation
Cellular component (GO): cytosol
Molecular function (GO): protein kinase regulator activity
Source: RefSeq, a predicted model, not a curated record